CCCCCAGUCGUCUGUCUACUGCUUUUUCUGUCCUGGCAUGGUCCUGUCUUCCUCCAAACAGACUCGACUCGUCUUCGUCGUUGUUAUCGUCGCCGACUUCUUGUCUACCUACAUACCCGUUCCUUCUUUUUCCUCCCCUCCCUCCCUCUCCCGAUAAUCGGUGCCUUUACUUUCUGGUACUCAGCAUCGCAGACGCUCCGCGAAACGGAACAGAAACAGUUUCUCGAGUCGUCGCUGAGUCGGACGAGACCUUUGACCGACGCCGCACUUCUGUCUUUGUCUCUCUUCGCCCCGUCCGCCGCCUUUCCAUCCUCCACCCAUCAUCCUCCAGUCUCGUCUCAGUCUCACUCUCUGCGGUCAUCAUUGCCUCCGUCUUCACGACCUUACCUCUCUCUCUCCCGUUCUAGCUUGUUUGGCCCACCGCAUCCCGUGUGCCUCUCUAUCUCCCUCCCUCUCUCGCGCCCUCGCCUCACCCUUCGGCAUUGGUCUCAAUCGCUAGCAAAGCUCCUCGAGCCGAUUCGACCCAACCUACGACACCGUAUUUGACAACCCUGCCUGUCCUGUCCUACUGCUUGGUUGCUUGCCUCUCGCUUGCAUCGCUUCCGACUAAUUCCUCCGACUACACUACACACAUCCACCCAAGAAGCAUUGUUGCUGCAUCGCCGCGCCGCAACUCUCAACUCCCACCCCUUCGCUCACCUUAUUCAAGAAAAAAACUAUCGCGGUGUCGAUAGACUCCUUCUCCAUCUAUUAAUUGGACGACUUAGUUGCCGCUUCCAAUCCGAGUAAUCCUAAUACGGUCUUUUUUGGAAUAAUAAGAUGCUAUGGCAGCUGUGAUCGGUGACUACGUCUCUGAUCCCUCUCGUUUCCACACCAUGAUUGCCUCAUCUGGCAUUCCCCAUCAACACUCGCACGAUUCGCAUUAUCGAUCCGCCAGUCGGUCAAGAGACGCGCCCGCACAUCACUCUACCACAAGCCCAAGAUAUCAGCCAUCAACCAACACUCCACCCACGCGUCAGAAGCGAUCUGACUGGGACUCGGUCGAAAGGCAAGCGCCGCCUAGUGGAGGAGCUUCUCGCUUCCCCUCGCCCCCUUCAUCCUCAUCGCCCACCCGAGCGAGGCCCCAGCAUGCUGAUAGCCCCGCAUACAUGGCAACCGACUCUCGUGACGCCGGCCAUGCUGGUUCUAUGCUGGCCACGGAGAAGGCUGUCCCGGUGUCGAGUCACCAGCAGCAGCAGCAGCCUUCGCCUGCGUCCGAAGGCAACGGCGUGACCGGCGCCCCGAUCUCAUACCCUCUUUCCGACACCGAAUCCCCUCGCCAGCAGCCCCAGGGACAGACGAUCCACGUGCGCGAUCUGGCCCAUAUCCAGAGUCUUGCGAAGGCCGAUCUUUUAUCAGGUAACGGACCUGGCAUACUCAACGACCCGCCUUUGCAGGCCAUGAAGUACGAGAUCAGUGCCAUGCCCAUCGGUGACAUCAUCGAGAUGGUCGCUGCCCUCCUCACCAAAAUCACGACUACAAACGACUUGCAGCAUGAUGCCAUGCAGCGCAACGUCGCCCAUCAGCAGCAGGCGAGUCAGAACAACGAGUCGGGGAACGGAUCGCAGAUGAGUCCUCUGAGCACUUCAGUGCUGGCAUUUCACGGCAAGAACAUUCCCGCCAUCACCAUUCUGAGCUAUUUGUCCCGAAUUCACAAGUACUGCCCGACCACGUACGAGGUCUUUCUGAGUUUGCUGGUUUACUUUGAUCGCAUGACAGAGCGAGUCAACGAAAUGGUGGUCAAGCAUGAGGAAGCACGGAGAGUUUCUACAUCGCAACCAACACCCAGAUCGCAGCUGGUCGACGUGGACAUGCGGGAUGACGAUGAGAGCGAUUCGGACCUUGCAGAUAAUGAUGACAUGGACGACAAGGGUGCGAAGCCGAGUGAGAGCACGGGAAGCAUUGUGCCCCAGCCCACACUUCCGAGCGCGCAAGCAACCUACUUUGUGGUCGACAGCUUCAACAUUCAUCGACUGAUUAUUGCGGGGGUGACAUGCGCGAGCAAGUUUUUCUCUGAUGUCUUCUACACCAACUCUAGAUACGCUAAGGUCGGCGGGCUUCCACUCGCGGAACUUAAUCAUCUCGAACUGCAGUUUCUCCUGUUGAAUGACUUCCGGCUCGCAGUCCCCGUUGAGGAUCUCGAGGCAUACGGCACCAUGCUGGUGGAGUUUUACGCACGGGAAGUUGUGGCGCAGCGAUCGCGUCCUGCUGUUGCCGGGGAUUCCUGAAGCACCUUCUUUUUUUGCAACAUUAUGAGAUUGAUACCCUGAUAUACACCAACCCUGGGGACGACGGUCUGCCGGAGCUAUCGAUACUAGCAUUACAUCCGGAACAGCAUCGGUUAGGAUAUGUUCGACCUCUCGAGCCCGAGGCCGUAAGAGAAGCAUUGGACAUGUUUCAUAGGGCGAGGUACCGACAAGAGCCUCGAACGAUCGCACCCAUCUGCAGCGGAGAACACAAAUCUUGGCUCGAUGGUUCCGGUGAAGCGUCGAAUGAGGAUUGGACCAGGCGACGUACGGGAAGAGCAGUUACAUGAUUCUGUUUUUUAUAUUUUUCAUGGAUUUGAUACCCGGAUAGAGGUGUCAGGUUGAUUGAGGAGUUUAACGCCUGGGAGAUAUAGUGAUGCAGCAUUUGGCGGGUCCGACGCGCCUGGGAAGGCAACUGUCCUUUCUCGGGCAUGUUGCACUCAUGACGUUUGCGCGCAUCUAUGGAACGACUACUAGCAAGAGGAGGAGGCACAGGUAUACUUGACGUGGGCUGGGGCUGGACUGGAUUACAAGUUACGUUGCGUUUUAGACUUUGCGCAUGCAUGAUUGGCGUCUGGUGUUCCGAGAUUGAGAUAGAAGGCGAGCAUAAUGAUAUGUCCCGAGUACGCGAU
Molecule: messenger RNA, 2917 nt
Organism: Colletotrichum destructivum
Lineage: Eukaryota; Fungi; Ascomycota; Sordariomycetes; Glomerellales; Glomerellaceae
Product: Putative cyclin PHO80
Exons: 3
Coding region: 825-2267 (480 amino acids)
Biological process (GO): regulation of cyclin-dependent protein serine/threonine kinase activity
Cellular component (GO): nucleus; cyclin-dependent protein kinase holoenzyme complex
Molecular function (GO): protein kinase binding; cyclin-dependent protein serine/threonine kinase regulator activity
Source: RefSeq, a predicted model, not a curated record